GGGGCGGAGGAGGGGAGGAGCGGGGCGGGCCGCGCAUGCGCCCUGCCGGCCGCUGGGGACGAUGCCGUCCGUUUCGAAAGCGGUGUCGCGGGGCGGAGGGUCUGGCGGGACCCCGCAGACCGAGCAGCCGACGCAUUAUACGUAUCUAAAGGAAUUUAGGACAGAGCAGUGCCCUCUAUUUUUGCAGCACAAGUGUACCCAGCACAGACCAUUUACCUGUUUUCAUUGGCAUUUCCUAAAUCAGCGUCGUCGUAGACCUAUACGAAGGCGUGAUGGAACUUUUAACUACAGUCCCGAUGUUUAUUGUACAAAAUAUGAUGAGACUACAGGAAUCUGCCCAGAUGGAGAUGAUUGCCCUUACCUACAUCGAACAACAGGAGAUACAGAAAGAAAAUACCAUCUCAGAUAUUACAAGACUGGAACAUGCAUUCAUGAAACAGAUGCCCGGGGUCACUGCGUGAAGAAUGGGAUUCACUGUGCCUUUGCUCAUGGGCCACAUGACCUUAGACCUCCAGUAUAUGACAUCAGAGAACUUCAGGCACAGGAAACUUUACAGAAUGGGCAGCUAGGAUGUGGUGAAGGCAUUCCAGAUCUGCAACCAGGGAAUUUAGCAAGUCAAGCAAUGAUUGAGAAGAUCCUUAGUGAAGAUCCAAGAUGGCAGGACACAAAUUUUGUACUAGCUGGCUACAAGACAGAGCAAUGCACAAAGCCACCCAGGCUCUGCCGCCAGGGCUACGCGUGUCCUCACUAUCACAACAGUCGCGAUAGGAGACGGAAUCCCAGAACAUUCAAAUACAGGUCUACUCCUUGCCCCAGUGUAAAACAUGCAGAUGAAUGGGGUGAACCUUCAAGGUGUGAAAGUGGGGAUAGCUGUCAAUACUGUCAUUCUCGUACAGAGCAGCAGUUUCAUCCCGAGAUAUACAAAUCUACAAAGUGCAAUGAUAUGCGCCAGACAGGUUACUGCCCUCGUGGCCCAUUUUGUGCAUUUGCACAUGGUGAAAUCAAACCAGGUGCUCACCUGUUCUCAACAGACAGCGUAGGAAUCACAAAUGAAUGGAGCAGCAGUGUUAAUGCCACAAACAGUGUUACAAGUAACAGUGGGCAGUCUGGAAACAUUUCCUGUUCUUCAAGUCCACCUGUAACAUCAAGUUCUGGUAGCAGUAGUUCUUUGUCACCCCUUGGGCCUCUUUGUAGACAGAGAUCAUUAGCAAAUGGUGUUUUGUGUUCUGAGUCUAGCACUUCAGGUGUUUCUUCACCAACAUCCAGCUAUCCUAAAGCACCAGGUUUUGAACGAGAAGAUCAGGCAAAGCAGCGAAACUUCUCAGCUGAGAAUCAGCAGAAAAAAAAUGAACAGGACAACAAGCAGAACCAUCUCAGUGUUUUUUCAGUGGUUAACCCACUUGCUUCAAGUAUUACUUCCAGUCUGGCCUCCAGUGUUGGAUCAGAUAGUUCAUCUCCUACAACUGUCUCUAUUAUCAGUACCCAAACUCUCCCAUUCUAUUCUGCUGGUAACACAGUUGAAUCGGUUAUAGGUUCAGCUUUAGAUAUACAUUUCAACGGUGUGAAUGUUGCAUCCAUAAAUAGAGAGUUGGAAGAUCAAGAAGGCAGUGACCUUGGAUUAGCAAGUCAAAGAUUACUGGAAAGUUCAGCACCUGUCAAUAUUCCAGGUUCUCUUGUUCGUUCCUCCUCUUUACAUUCAUCAUCAUCCCUUUCAACCUCUCCACUCAAUUCUCUUUCACAAUCACUUUCUCAGUCUUUUGUUUCAUCUACUAUGGUCCCUCAUCAACAGCAGCCUCAGCCUUUGAAGUCAGAACAGAAUAUAUUGGGCACCUCUGCCUCUUCUCACAACUCUUUAGGUUUAAAUGGUGUUACAGGGAGCAUGUGGGACUUUGUAACUGGGAAUUUCUCUCCCAGCCCAUCCCCAGUUCUAAGCAGUGGCACUGCCCCCUCAGUAAGUUCAAACAGCAGUGGGAACGAACUGACUCGAGUUAGACAGGAACUUGAUGAUGCCAAGAGAAAACUAAAACAAUGGGAAGAAUCUUGGCAACAAGUAAAACAGGCAUGUGAUGCAUGGCAAAAAGAGGCUCAAGAAGCAAAUGAACGUGCUGAUGUUGCAUCUGCUGACAAACAACUUGCUCUUCAGAAGAAGGAAGCAGUGGAAAAUAAAUUAAAAAAGCUGAAGGUGCAAUUAGCUGCCUGCCUGUCUACAGCAUUACCUUACAUGGAAAACUAUGGAGACAUAGAAAAAAUAUCCUUGCCAAAGCUUCGUUCCUUACAAAGCCGGCUGCACUUAGAUUUAGGAACAAUAGAUGAGGUGAUUUUUCAGCUUCAGUCAAAGAAGUGUAUAGUAUGUCAAGAAGGUGAUCGUAGCACUGUCCUGAAUCCAUGUCAACAUUACAUACUUUGUGAUCACUGUGCAGCUAAGCAAGAAGAAUGUCCCUGCUGCAAGAAAAAAAGUAAUCUGUGGUAACAUACAGGCAUGGUACUCGUAUCAUGUUAAUGAAUGAAAUAUAUUUUAUGCUUUUGUAUUUUGUAUAAAAAUUAUAUAAAUCACUGAUAAUUAAUCCAUUUAAUAGUGCUAGACUGAUUUCAGUUUUGAUGUGAGAAACUCAGUUGCUUUUCUUGCUCACCUUUACAUAUCAAUAUCAGUCAGUCAGUGAGCUUCUAAUAGUCUCAAAUUCUUCCAUUCCAACUCAAUCCCACCCCAGUCUUCUCCAACUCCCACUCACAUUCCAAGUGCACAAGAUACUUAGGUUCAUUUGCACUGUAAUGGUUUUGCAGAAGUCUUACCACGAUGAAUGGAAGUUCUCGUGACUUACUGUCAUGAGCAGAAGGUAGAUACAGGUGCACUAAGCAUGCACUGAGCAGUACCAACAGCCCCUGAGCCACGUCUGCUCUGCGUGCUGUGCCAGAGCCAGUACUGGGGAAUCGGUCUAACACUAUGUUUACUUUGCUGUUUGAAAAACUCUGAUUACUAUAAAAGCACUUUUUAAUUAUUUUUUGUUGUUGUUGUUGGAGGAUAUAUUGUAAAUUGCUUUAAGCUGCUUUCUUGGUCUUAAGCUUAUUUUUUAAUACACAAUAAUAUGAUGCUUUAUAUGUGUACUGUGAAUUUCAAAUAUUUCAUAUGGUUUUACUGUUAAAUCAUAAGAAGAUUAAAUAGACGUGAGAACUUACCUAGAUUUUUUACAAUUUGUAAGUUAACUGCAUACUAUGAUAUUUAUAAAUGUACCAGUGGGAAGAAAAACAGUAAGGCACAUCUGCUUUCAUAUUUAAAGACAUGUUUUAAAUUUUGUGGAGCGGAUCACUUUUAGUAAAGUGCUGUGCAUUUGCAUAUUUCUCUUGGUUUCGAUAUUUGUAGUCUUAAACUUUUUGUACCUUAUCUAACUUGUGUGGUACUUGUUGGGAGCAGACACGUAAUAACUUUUAUCAAGUGCCUAUGCCAAAUACCCUAAAAAUAGCAGAAGACAUAAAAAGAGGAUUUUGCAGUUAAGUUCUAUUGCUUAGUUUUGUGUCAUACAAUAUGAUGAUAAUGAGAAUGUCUCUUGCUUUUAUAAGUAUUUUGAAGUAAACGUUUUCACUAAUAGGCAACACAUGAAAGGAGCUGCGAAAUGACUUUGAUAUGUCACCAGGCAGUGGCACUUGGACAUACUGAUUCUUUUAAAAGGCGGUAACGUACUUCAUCCUGGUUGUUGGGAAUGUGCAAUUUAGGAGGAGAAGUUAGUUAAUUCUUGAUGUUAACACUGUCUGUGUUCAGGUUAACUGCCUGUGUUAUCCCUUCUGUUGUUAAAUCCACGUGAGACGCUAGUACAGCUUACACUGAAUGACCUCCUACUGUGUUACAUGAUUUGUAUCUCUGUAUCGAUGUAUUCAGUACAAGAAGUGUAUACACAGGCAGAGAAGAGUUAAUCUAUUUAAAGUUCUUUCAUGUUGAAUCAAAAAGCAAAGUGUGUACUGAAAUCAUUGUUGUUUAACAGAGCUUAAGUGGCAGUGUCUUUGUGGGGUUUUGUGGUCUUUAUCUGAAGACGUGAGUCAGCAAAGAACCAAACCAUGACACAUCUCUGUGAUAACUAAAUGUACUCUGCUGCUUUCCUAAGGCACGUCGGUUUGCAGGAAUGUUAGAGACCUUUCAAAAAGGGGAAAGGAAGUUAAAGUAUUAAAUAUAUUUUUACUUAUUCCUAUUUCAGAAACUUCUUGAAGAUCAUAGCGGUCCAUUUUAAAUAAAGAUCAAAGUUGGGUUUAAAAUGUGAUUUUGUUGACUCAUAGUUUCUCUACAGUUUUUGUCUCGAGAGAAGUAUAAAAUUAAACUAGUGGCAUUUUCAAACACUCCUGCACUUUUGUAUGCUAACAUUAAGAUACUGCUCUGUUUUCAAGGUGUAGUCAGCCUUGGACUGUGAUAAAAAAGAGGUUUGGCGUUAGCUAUUAAUGUCUUUGUGCAUUUGUGCAGUCUGUGACAAACAGUGAUUUUUGAACCAUAACCACACUGUGGGUGGAAUAGAGCAGAGUUAUUCAUGUGCGAUAUUUGGAACAGUAAGUAAAUCAAAGACUAAUGUGUAAUUAUUGUUGGAAAUUGUUACAUUUUCAAACAAGAAUUUACUUUGGAUACCAGAGUACUAUAUAUAACCACAGUGUGGAAGAAUUUUCUGCAGCUGUUGUACUCACAAGCCUGUUUAGAAACGUCUUAAUCGACAAUUUUGCUUUGGUAUUUUAAAGGAAACCUGUUCAGCCCACAUCUCACUGCUGAUAUUUGUCUCCUAAGAGAUACAGAAGGAUGGUUUUGUCCUGUCUUGUCAGAGUUUGUUGUUCUUUGUUGGAAUUCUUGUGCAUUUGCUUACAAUCCUACAGCUAUUGGUGCUCUCCUUCUCUCUGUCUUUUUUUUUAAUAAU
Molecule: messenger RNA, 4883 nt
Organism: Phasianus colchicus (ring-necked pheasant)
Lineage: Eukaryota; Metazoa; Chordata; Aves; Galliformes; Phasianidae
Gene: UNKL
Product: unk like zinc finger
Molecular function (GO): metal ion binding
Source: RefSeq, a predicted model, not a curated record